CCAAAUCCUAACAUUUCUACUUAUACAAAACCUUCAAAGGAAUGGAUUGUGUCAAUUCCACAAGAAUCUGAAAUACAACUUCAUUUUAUUGAAAACCAGAAUAAUAAUGUGACGGAUAAAUUAACUGGUGAUGCCAUUAAUAAUCUCUUUUUACUGAAACUUGGCUGGGCUUUAAAAAGUAAUCAAACAUUGGGUAGACAGGAUAUGAGAAAACGAAUGUUGUUAUGGUAUGUACAAGUUUUAAGACAUGAGGUGGCAGCCGAAAGACAAAACAUAGUUGAUAAUAACAAUAAGGAAAGAUCAGAUAACCUGGUUGACAAUCCUGAUCAAAGUGGCAACAGUAAUCAAAAUGUUCAAGAAAAUAGAUCUUCUUCCAGUAUAGAAAAGAGGUAG
Acaulospora morrowiae is the source of this 393-nucleotide messenger RNA. The record is from the annotation of a GenBank genome assembly. NCBI's taxonomy places the organism in Eukaryota, Fungi, Glomeromycota, Glomeromycetes, Diversisporales, Acaulosporaceae.